Molecule: messenger RNA, 537 nt
Organism: Suillus discolor
Lineage: Eukaryota; Fungi; Basidiomycota; Agaricomycetes; Boletales; Suillaceae
Exons: 1
Molecular function (GO): nucleic acid binding; zinc ion binding
Source: RefSeq, a predicted model, not a curated record
GCUAUCAUUAAAGACAGAUCAUACCACCUUAUAAUAGAGAACGUCCCAAUCUCCUUCGACCCUGACUCAAAGGCAACCAUAGCGGAAAUAGAAGUCAAGGGUGGAUUACAAAUGAACUCGAUCUCAAAGAUACGAUACAUCAAACCAGUAGCAAGAAGGAGCCCAACCCAAAGAUCAGCACACGUCGCGCUCACUCUCAACUCCAAAACAGCCACCAAUCAGAUCAUCAGAUUCGGAUUAUCCAUUGAGGGAAAGAAAGUAUACGGUAGGAAAUUGCUAACAGAACCCACAAGAUGUCUAAAGUGUCAUACCUUCAACAGAGGCCACAUUGCCAUGGACUGCCCCAAAGACAAUGACACAUGUGGAACAUGCGGAGCGGAACAUCACACGACAACCUGCAAGGUCGACGACCCAGCAUUUUACCACUGCAUCAACUGCAAAGAGGAUGGACACGGAUCAUGGAGCAGAGAAUGUCCAGUCUUUAUUGGAAAAUGGAACGCACAAAAAGCAAGAAACGACGAAGCCCGGUGUAGGUGA